Messenger RNA from Closterium sp. Naga37s-1, 1386 nucleotides. The record is from the annotation of a GenBank genome assembly. Lineage: Eukaryota; Viridiplantae; Streptophyta; Zygnematophyceae; Desmidiales; Closteriaceae.
AUGGCAGACCUCCGCGCGUCCAAACACGAAACGGUGACGUGUGAGCGAGUCGUGCGGAUUGUGACUCAGGCGGAGAACGCGGCAGCAGCGGCGCAAGCGCCGCAUGUGACGCAGUGCAGCGCUCGAGCGGAAAACGCGCCGGUGUUCGAAUCGAGUCAGCCGCAGGCGGUACAGCCUGCCGGCUUGGUACGUGCGCCGGAUUGCGCGCUAGCGGAGGACGCAGGGGAGCACGCGCACUCGGCGGAGGAGCUGGGGGAGCGCGCCCAACUGGCGGAGGGGCAGUUAGACCUGGCGGAACUGCAGGCGCGGGUGGUGGGGUCGCAGCUGCAGUUGCUGCGCGGAAUGCUGGCGGAGCGGGAGGAGCAGGUCCGCGCGGUGAUGGCGGAACUGGCGGGCAUGCGCGCACGGGUGGUCCGCGCGCGCAACGUGGCCGAGCAAUCCCCGCGCGGGAUUUGCAGGAGCCGUAGCGCCGCGCAGGGCAGGUGCGCAGGCGGGAGCGCCGCGGACGCGGAAGAAACGACCGGCGCAGGGAAAACGGGGUUCGCCGCGGGAGGAUCGCUGUGCGGGCGGAAAGAGGCAGCAGGGAAUGCGGGAAUUGCGGGAAAUCGCGAAAAUCAGGGAACGCGUAACUGCUACACGGGUAGGGCCUCAUUCUCGGUUCCGGCGAGUCUGAUGAGCAGCAGACGGGCAAGCACCGACAGACGGCCAGGGGAGGCGAGUCAGGCAUUGUCGGAAACUCAUGCCGCCGCGGCCGCCGCCAGCGCCGCCGCUGCUGUUGCCACCGGUGCUGGUGGCGGCGGUGAGGCUUCUGCUUGCGCAUCCGAGUGUUUGGAAGCCGCGGCGGAGUUGCAGCAAGUGGAGAUGUCUGUAGCGAGUACGGAGGCGUGGCUGUGGGAGGUAGAAGCAGCGGCGGCCGAGGCGCGAGACGUGUUCCUGCAAGCAGAGGAAGAGGCGGCGGCGGCGGCGGUGGGGGCGGCGGGGGCGGCGGGGGAAGGGGGAGCAGCAGCGGGAGGGGAGCAGGGCGGCAGGACGAUUCACUCAGGAGGGUUUCGACAUGAGCUUGCGCUUUCAGAAAAGGCUUUUACCGAGGAGCUCUAUAGGCGGUUGGCCCAGCUGCAGGCGGAUUUGAUCGAGGCGGGAGAGGGAGAGCGAGUGCUGCAGGGGAUCUUACAGGGGCUGGAGGGGUCGAAGGGGACUGUAGGGAAGCUGCUCUUAACGGGGAUGGAUGGGUGGGAUGGAUGGGGCGGAGGGGUUGGAGGGAGGGGAGGGUAUGCAGGGGAGGGAGGGGAUGGAAGGGGGGUAGUGGAGGAUUACGAGGAGGCGUUGAUUCUGCAGCAGGCACUGGAGUAUCUGAAGCAGCAGCAAAUGCCAGCUGUCGUCUGCUGA